Stegodyphus dumicola is the source of this 543-nucleotide messenger RNA. RefSeq lists its product as uncharacterized. NCBI's taxonomy places the organism in Eukaryota, Metazoa, Arthropoda, Arachnida, Araneae, Eresidae. The record is from RefSeq and is a predicted model, not a curated record.
AUGGGAAGCAACUUUGUCGGAUCCAAUAAUCUCUUGAGAUCGAUUAAUUGUAAUACCAUUGAGAUAGAAGCCGCCACAAACAAGAUGAAUUGGAAGUUCAGUCCACCCGCAGCACAAUGGUGUGGCGGCUUUUGGGAACGACUUGUUCAAAUGAUUAAGAAGCUUUUGCGUCGAUUCCUAGGCCAGUCAUGUCUGAAUUAUGAAGAAUUGAUGAGUGUGCUGUGCGACUGUGAAGCAACCGUGAAUGCCAGACCACUCACUUAUAUGUCAGAGGACUCAGAUGCUCUCGUCCCUUUGACACCGUCCUUGUUUUUAGGUGAAAUUUCAGUCUUUGGAGUUCCUGACUUGGAUCAUCUUGAUACAGUUGAUUUCAACAAGAGACUGAGACAUUUACAAAAUCUACGAGAGCUCUUGAGAAAAAGAUUUAGGAAUGAAUAUCUCGGCCUGCUAGUGCAACGUCCAACUACAGUGCCGAUUUCUCAACAGAUAAAAGUCGGGGAUAUAGUUCUUAUCGAAUGUGAUGACAAACGCAAGGUGUUGUAG